Messenger RNA from Elaeis guineensis (African oil palm), 2359 nucleotides. RefSeq names its product BTB/POZ domain-containing protein At5g47800. Gene Ontology annotation, molecular function: protein binding. The record is from RefSeq and is a predicted model, not a curated record. Lineage: Eukaryota; Viridiplantae; Streptophyta; Magnoliopsida; Arecales; Arecaceae.
GGCAACAACUGAGCCCUACCUACUAGGUUUUAUAGCCACCCAUUUAACUGAUAGAGCACAACUCUCUCUCUCUCUCUCUCUCCCCCUCGCUCGCUCGCUCGCUCACUCAUCUGAAAUGAAGGGAAUCUGUAUGAGAAUAUCUUGGGAUUGAAGGAAAUCUCUCCUUUGGCAUCACUCCUUAGCCUGCUUAUUACUAUCUAUACUUCAGGAACUGAUCCAAGGAAAGGUUGGGACUGAAGGGAUCCCGAGGAGCAACUCACCUCGACAACCAUCGUAUGUCUCCUGUACUUUAGGUUUAAUGACAACCAAGGAAGAUAAGGUCCGUUAGUGAUAGUAGGAAUUCUCAUGUUCUUAGAAGGAAAGAUAAGUGGUAAAGAUGAAGUACAUGAAACUUGGAACAAAGCCAGACAUUUUCUACACAGAAGAAGCUGUGAGAUCAGUGUUGUCGGAUGUACCAACUGACAUUAUCAUACAUGUUAACAGCACGAAAUACCUAUUGCAUAAGUUUCCGCUUCUCCUGAAGUGUGGCCUCCUGCAACGCCUUUGCUCCGACGCCGAUGACGAUUCCGACCAACCGAUCCCCAUAGCUCUUCACGAUGUCCCAGGAGGGGAAGAAGCAUUUGAGCUAUGCGCAAAGUUCUGUUAUGGAAUCACCAUCAAUCUUAGCGCUCACAACUUCGCGCAGGCAAUCUCUGCAGCCAGGUUCCUACGGAUGACUGAGUCGGUUGCCAAGGGAAAUGUCAUCGUGAAGCUCGAGUCGUUCUUCGACUCAUGGAUCCUCCAGGGCUGGAAGGACCCAAUCGUAACACUCCAGUCUGUAGGGAAGCUGUCAGGUUGGUUAGACAAUCCUAGGAUUGUGCAACCAUGCAUGGAUGCCAUUAUUGAAAAAAUCCUUGCAGAACCAUCAAAGGUUACAUGGUCCUACACAUACACCAGGCCAGGCUACAGCAAGAAGGAUCGCCAUUCUGUCCCCAAGGACUGGUGGACUGAGGAUGUUUCCGAGCUCGAGCUCGACCUCUUCCGUUCGAUAAUCUCCACCGUCCGGGUGACCAAGAAGCUACCUCCAGCACUCAUCGGAGAAGCUCUCCAUGUCUAUGCAUGCAAGCACCUCCCAGAUCCAAUGGAGACCCAAGGCCUGCUAGCUCAAAGCUCCACGGCCCGAACCGAAGAAACCCUUGCCAAGGGCAAGCGUGUGCUGGAGUCCAUUGUCAGCAUGAUUCCAAGCGAACGAGGCUCGGUCUCUGGCAGGUUCUUGUUAAGGCUGCUCAAAAUUGCUAACCACGUCGGGGCUUCGUCAUCCACCAAAGCCGAGCUAGUUAGGCGAUCAGGCCGGCAAUUGGAUGAAGCAAUGCCAGGCGAUUUGCUCAUUCCACUGCCUUCGAACCCACAGGAAUAUGAUGUUGGUAUAGUCGAAGCAGUAUUAGAGAAUUUCCUGAUUCAACUUCGGCGGCCCAUACCUCCAGAGGAGAAUGGGAGGAUGCUUGGGUCGAUGGCGAGGGUGGCAACGAUCUUCGACUCCUACUUGCAAGUCAUUGCACAAGAUACUGAUUUUCCAGUGUCAAAAUUCUGCGAUCUUGCAGAAUUCUUACCAGAAAUGGCACGACAAGAGCAUGACGGACUCUAUCGAGCCAUCGACACUUACCUCAAGGAGCACCCAGACUUGAGCAAGGCAGAAAGAAAGAGGCUCUGCCAGAUGAUUAACUGCCAAAAGCUGUCCCCUGCAGCACGCUCGCAUGCAAUAGGAAACGAUCGCCUGCCAUUGCGCACGAUAGUGCAACUCCUGUUUGUAGAACAGGAGAGGGCAGGUGGAGCCGGCAGCAACCACGGGGUUCCUCCCGUUCGAUCAUCAAAUGAGGUCUCAGCUGCAAGGGUGACUCAGGAUGAUGGUAGAAGGCCGAGACAGGGGUCGGAUGAAGGGCUUCAACACAGAGGAGAGCCAGUACAAGGUAGAAGGGUCAAGAGUGUAGAGAUGCGGAGGAUGGGGAGAUCGACAUCAGAGUCUAGAAUGACCAGGAAGGAGAAGGAGAGAGCAGUGGAGAAAGGGGAAGGAUCUGGGAGCAAGAUCAGGCUCAACCAAUAAAGCUGAAGAAGGGAUGAAAAAUAUGAUGAUGAUACCAGUAUCACAUCCCCACUCGACCUGGCAUUGCAACAAAAAGGGGCGGAAAAGAUAAACAUGGGGAGGGGGAUCAAGUUUGUUAAUACUUGAAAAGAUCUCCAUGUUAUUUUUUUUUUUUUUUUUUUUUUAACUUUUUUGAAUUCUUUUUGGAUCUAGAGACCAUGGAGAAUUUGUUUGGAAGGUAAAUUUUGUAAUUAUUUGACCGAGCAGCAGAUGAUAGAUCAUUUAACCUUGAAAUGUCAA